Molecule: messenger RNA, 1035 nt
Organism: Dentiscutata heterogama
Lineage: Eukaryota; Fungi; Glomeromycota; Glomeromycetes; Diversisporales; Gigasporaceae
Source: the annotation of a GenBank genome assembly
CAAGAAAUGUAUAUGAACAAUGAACUAAUACCUGCUGAUGAGUUUAUUUCUUCUCGAAAUCUGUCCUGGACAAGCUGGAUAGUUUCAAAAUAUAUAGUGAAUCCGAUUUAUUGGAGAUUACAAAAGUUAAUUAGUUCUGGAAACUAUUAUUCUGCAAAAUGGGUUAAAAUGGAUACAUUGAAAGAAGCUGCUUGUCGAGUCCUUCAACAUCAAGAAAAACAUGGAAUUAACGUGGUCACUGAUAAUCUUUAUACUUUAUCAACAUUCAAAGCUGAAUUUGCAGCUGUAGCAAUGCCAAAUGUUACAUUAUCAGAGUUUGAUAUAAAGAUUUUAAUAACAUAUUUGGAAUCUGAACGUAAAAUUUUGAUAACGGAUUCCUUGCACGAAGAUGUUAAUAAAAAAGAAAGUGACAUGAUUAUUAAAUUUAGAGCGAAAAAUCUUAAUGCUAAUGCUAAAUUCGAAAUUACUUCAAUUGAUCGUGGGAUCAUUUAUAUCAAGGAAACUUGUGAUAAAUUACAUCAGCAAAUUCAUGACAUAGAAGAGCGGAUAAAAGAAGUAUCAACCAAAAUUCAUAAUUACAUUCUUCGAAAACAAAAGGUUAUGGCGAAGCAUCGUUUGCGGCAAAAGAUACACCUGGAAAAAGUUUUGUCGAAAAGGGUUGAAUCUUUGGAAACUGUUGAGAGAAUUCUUUUAAAAAUUCAAGGGGCAGCAUCAGAUGCAGAAAUAAUCGACAUAUAUAACGUUAGCGCAAAUACUUUGCAUGAUUUUAUGGCUUCAACCGGACUCACGGUCGAUUCUGUAGACGCCACGAUAGAUAAGUUACAAGAUAUUUUGGCAGACCAACACGAAAUUGAUGAAGCCAUGAAACUAGGAAGUGACUCUUUAGUUGAUACUCAAGAUGAUGAAUUAGAACAGGAGUUAGAAGAUUUGCUGUCAAAUGAAACCGUAAAGGAAACAGUAAAGGAAUCCCCAACAACCGUGCCUACGAAACCUUCAAUACCUCAACAGAUAAAUAACAAUGAAGAUACUAUCAAA